Messenger RNA from Nelumbo nucifera (sacred lotus), 1048 nucleotides. RefSeq names its product elongation factor 1-beta 2-like. NCBI's taxonomy places the organism in Eukaryota, Viridiplantae, Streptophyta, Magnoliopsida, Proteales, Nelumbonaceae. The record is from RefSeq and is a predicted model, not a curated record. Gene Ontology annotation, cellular component: cytosol; eukaryotic translation elongation factor 1 complex. Gene Ontology annotation, biological process: translational elongation. Gene Ontology annotation, molecular function: guanyl-nucleotide exchange factor activity; translation elongation factor activity.
UACUUGAUGACACUUCUUUCUUGUGCUUAGGGUUUUUAUAUCUCCAUAGGUAUUUUGCAUCCGUAUCUAGGGUUUCCCUCGUUUUUGCAUCUCUCUGCGUACUCUACAAUGGCCAUCUAUUUCUCAGAUCUCCACACAGAAGUUGGUCUUAAAUCUCUCGAACAAUACCUGUCUGGGAAAACCUAUAUUUCUGGAGAUCAACUCACCAGGGAUGAUAUCAAGGUUUAUGCCGCCGUUUCAGAAAAACCGGGCAAUGGAUUUCCUAAUGCGAGUCGGUGGUACGAGUGUGUUUCUUCACAAUUAGCUGCAAGGUUUCCCGGAAAACCUGCUGGAGUCAAGAUAGCUGGUCAAGCUGCCAAAUCUGAGCCUACACCAGUGGAGGCAAAAAAGGAUGCUCUUGAGGGAGAUGAUGAUGACUUGGAUCUCUUUGGUGAUGAGACUGAGGAGGAAAAGAAAGCAUCAGAGGAGAGGGAGGCAGCUGCUAAGGCAUCCACCAAGAAGAAAGAGAGUGGAAAAUCCUCUGUUCUUAUGGAUGUUAAACCUUGGGAUGAUGAGACUGACAUGAAGAAACUAGAAGAGGCUGUUCGCAGCAUUGAAAUGCCGGGCCUUCUGUGGGGAGCAUCAAAACUGGUACCUGUUGGUUAUGGGAUUAAAAAGCUACAGAUUAUGUUAACUAUUGUUGAUGACCUUGUCUCAGUGGACAACCUAAUUGAGGAUCAUCUCACAGCUGAGCCUGCCAAUGAAUAUAUACAAAGCUGUGACAUUGUCGCCUUCAACAAAAUCUGAGACCAAAGCAUAGCUGUAAUUUUAUUUUCUAGGUUAGUAUUUCCCCUUUAUGAAGGUAUGUUUGUCAUGGUUGCCUAGGUUUACCAUUCUUCUUUCCCCAAUUUUCUUUUUUAUCAGGCUUACAUGAGAUGGACUAUUAUGCCCAAUGGACGGGAGAUUCCCAUUGUUGCCCACUAAAAUCAUCUCAUAAAAGCCUUCAGGCAUAUGGAAUUGAGAGAAUGCUUUCGAGUGAGCUAAAUAUAAUCUUGCGGUUGUGUAUUCA